Meleagris gallopavo (turkey) is the source of this 6681-nucleotide messenger RNA. The record is from RefSeq and is a predicted model, not a curated record. Lineage: Eukaryota; Metazoa; Chordata; Aves; Galliformes; Phasianidae.
UUUUAGUAAUAUCACUCUUAUUGGAAGAAGACUUGAAACUCAUUGAGCAGGCUGAAUUUCCCCUGCUGCUUUUAAGUAAUCAUGUCUACAACUCAGAAUCUAGCAAGUUCAUGCUGAGGUAUAUUCUCAAGUCAAGAUACAGCGGCUCGUGUUUUUUUGGCUGAAUAACGACAGUCGGGUAGUAGAUGUCACAGUGAUAAAUUUAUGUAUCUUGCUGACUUGGAAGAGGAAGAAAUGGAGAACGUGAAAGAACAGGAAGAACUGCAACAACAGAGGAGUGUUGCUUCAGAAUAAUCCGUAUCUAUAGAACAGAGCAGCUUUCACUAAGAGUUAAAUAAGAUAACAUAAUCCAUGGAUAAAGUGGGAAAGAUGUGGAACAAUUUCAAAUACAGGUGCCAGAAUCUCUUCAGUCAUGAAGGCGGAAGCCAAAAUGAAAAUGUAGUCAUUAACUCCAGUAGUUGCUCAUCCGCUAAAGACAGAACUGUCCAGAUAACCGGUUUGACUCAACAGCGACCCAGCAGCCCUCUGAGAGAAAACAUUGCUUUGCAGUUAGGUUUGAGUCCUUCAAAGAAUUCCGUCAGGCGGAACCAAAACUGUGUCACAGAAAUUCCUCAGAUUGUUGAAAUAAGUAUUGAGAAAGAGAAUGACUCGUGUGUCACCACGGGAGCUAGGCUUGCUCGAAGGGACUCUUAUUCUCGUCAUGCUCCUUGGGGUGGGAAGAAGAAACAUUCCUGCUCUACCAAAACCCAGAGCUCUUUGGAUACCGAAAAAAGAUUUGGUAGAACGCGAAGUGGUUUGCAGAGGAGAGAGAGGAGGUAUGGAGUGAGUUCUGUACAUGAUAUGGAUGCAGGGUCAAACAGGACAGUAGGCAGCCGUUCUCUGCGACAGCGUCUACAGGAUACUGUUGGACUGUGUUUUCCCGUGCGAACUUACAGCAAACAGUCCAAACCUCUAUUUUCUAACAAAAGAAAGAUCCAUCUCUCUGAACUAAUGCUUGAGAAAUGCCCUUUUCCUGCAGGCUCAGAUCUGGCUCAAAAGUGGCAUCUGAUUAAACAGCACACAGCUCCCGUGAGUCCGCACUCAACAUUUUUUGAUACGUUUGAUCCUUCCUUGGUUUCUACAGAAGACGAAGAAGACAGGCUGAGAGAGAGACGUAGGCUCAGUAUUGAAGAAGGGGUUGAUCCCCCUCCCAAUGCCCAAAUACAUACUUUCGAAGCUACAGCACAGGUUAAUCCGUUAUAUAAACUGGGACCAAAGCUAGCCCCUGGUAUGACUGAGCUGACCGGGGACAAAAAUGCAACUCCUCCAGGAAGCUGUGACUCUGAAGAGGACACGACAACACUUUGUCUACAGUCGCGCAGGCAAAAGCAGCGCCAGAUGUCUGGAGAGAGCCACGGCCAUAUCAGCAAGCAGGGGGCUUGGAAGGUGCACACUCAGAUCGAUUACAUCCAUUGCCUUGUGCCAGACUUGCUUCAGAUCACAGGUAACCCGUGUUACUGGGGUGUAAUGGACCGUUACGAAGCAGAAGCACUUCUGGAGGGUAAACCCGAAGGCACUUUUUUGCUCAGGGAUUCUGCGCAAGAGGACUACCUCUUCUCUGUGAGCUUCCGUCGUUAUAACCGAUCGCUGCAUGCACGCAUUGAGCAGUGGAAUCACAACUUUAGUUUUGAUGCCCACGAUCCCUGUGUGUUUCACUCCUCCACCGUUACAGGGCUUCUGGAACACUACAAAGACCCUAGCUCUUGCAUGUUCUUUGAACCGUUGCUAACUGUAUCUCUGAACAGGACUUUCCCCUUUAGUCUGCAGUAUAUCUGCCGGGCAGUAAUCUGCAGGUGCACUACGUAUGAUGGAAUUGAUGACCUUCCAUUACCUUCAAUGUUGCAAGACUUUUUAAAGGAGUAUCACUAUAAACAAAAAGUCAGGGUGCGAUGGCUGGAGCGGGAACCUAUAAAAACAAAGUAAAAGGAAAUCAGAGUCUCCAGUAAGCUUACAAAAUAUGCUUUUUCUUGUGUGUUACAGUUUAACUGCAGCGAACGCACCAACGACGUCUAGCUUUUUUGCAAUAUCCUAUUGAAGCUGAGUGUUAGUAUCCUGUCAGAUGCUGCCUGCUGUUAAUCAAACGAAGUUGUGAUGCCUCUUGGAAACAAUAAGCAGACACAAUUCUGCACGUUUUUCAUUAAGGCCUAGUGAAAAUAUUUUUGCUAAUUCCUAAAUAUUUUGUUUUUAUAGCUGUAGUAAUUGGAUGAAGAAACUAUGAGGCAUUUUCCAUGGGGCAUUCGUGUAAUGCUAAUGAAGAAAGACUAUAUUGGAGGAGCAUUUUUGCUCAUAUUUAAAGUAUUUUUUUAAAAUAUUGUCUUUAAAUAUUUCCACUAUUCAGAGUACUAAUUGAGCUCACAGUUAAGUUUCCGAACAGUAGCGAGUAAGAGUAUUCUCUUUUUAUCAGGAGCAGUUCACAGGAAGCAGGGAUAGCCUGCAGUCCAUUAAGAGUUAAUGGGGUUUUUUGGAUGCUAGCAGAUGAAUCAUGCUUUUCUCAGUGUAUAGGGUUUCCUAAUGAUUAAGACUUGAAUAUGCCUGCUCAGUACUGUAAUUCUAUUUUAAACACUUGGAGAUUUAAGUGGCAUUGUUAGCAAAAGUAAUGCUGUCUUGGACAGUUGCAUACCUUCCAGCGUGAGUUAUUGAUUCAGUGGCAGGACGCAGAAUUGGUUUAUAGCCAUGAAAUGAAAGUUUUUGUAUUUUUCUAAAGCCUAACUACUUGUAAUUUACAAUGGAAGGUAAUAGUGAAGAGAAAAUGUUUGUUUUCUUUUUUUAUUUAAAGUUGUCUGAUAUUUUUAUGGAGAAAAUUACAAGUGGUUGAAUUAUAAUCAGAAUACAAAAUCUGACAGAUCUGAAAUGUCAGAUUUCAAAAGUACUGUUACACUUUAUUUGUAAAUAACUUUCAAUUUGCGCUUUUUAAAAUGUUUUAAAGUAAUAUGCACUGAUAAUAGUUUCAACAGAUUACUUGGAAACAAAAUUCUAAGUUCUGUUUGCUUAUUUAAUUGGAGACGGAACUUCAUGUAGUUCUGUCUUAGACAUUUUUGCACUAAAAUUUUGUUGGAAUGCCCUGUCCCUUGUUCAAUGUUUUGUACCAAUCAUGAGUGCUCCCUAGUUUCUUUACCAGCUGCUACAGUAUGUUACUACUUACUUCUCUAUGGCAGUGACCUGUGCGAGGUAGGGAACAUUUUGGCUGCAAGUACAAUAAACAUUAUUCUUGUAUGCUACACUAACCCUUCUAUUGAUGUAUUUUUCUGCUUGCUGUGCCUUGUUCUGGCUUUUUGUGCUAAUAAAGUACAGUAUGUUCAGUGUUAUACUUGUAUAUCUGCUCUGUUUUUAUAUAUUCACGUAACUUGUAGCAGUUAACUGAACUUUUAUUAGGCUUUUCUUAGUGUAGGUAAUGCACAAAUACUGUGCAGCUGAGUAUUGGUCAGCACACCGUAUUCUGGGAUUUUAUGUUGUGUAUCAGAAACCUGACAGUGUACACCAUUGAAUGUUUCUGUAGUCACUGCAAAAUAAUGAACUUGUCUGCAGGCAUCCAGCAUUUUGAAGAUUUUGUAAAGUAUCAAUGUUAAGCAAAAAAUAUUCUUAAAACAUUAUUGAUCCCCUGUAAUAGUUGCUGAAUGUGUUUUAGCCUGUAACGUAGCUAACUGCUUAGCUUAAUAUUUUGAUACUCCCCAACGAGUAAGGAAUGAUUAUUCCUGUAAAUUGACAGUACAGCAGCGGCAUUUGUUCACUUUUAGACUAUUUUAAUAAAUAGAUGUACACACAAACUGGCCAAAUGUCCUGUUUUUACCAAAGAAUACUGUCAAUUUAUGUUGGGGUAUUUUUUAGUGAAAAACUGCGAGUGGAGAGGUGCAAUUUCUGGUCUAUCAAAUAUUUAACCUGAGCUACGAUAAACCAAAGUAUUUGACAACUUCAUCUGAACUUAAGCAAUGUAUACAUUUGUGUUGGUGGAGCUUGAAACUUUGAUGUCAAGGGUGUCAUCAUUUUGUUUCUUGAAUACGUGAUGUAUCUGAAGAGGAAUGAUUUAAAUAAUUUUGUAAUGACUGGAACAGCACUACAUAGAAGCUUAUACUGAAAGGGGUUGAUUUGAAGCACCCAGAAAGCACUUUAAAAUGUGUUUAUAUGCUCGUGGAAAAUCUGUGAUCUGGUUAUACAUUCUUUGUAGUAGGUUAUCUUCUUUCUUAUGUGUUAAGACUUCAACUGUUACAGUGAAACUUUGUAUGUAAAUACCAAGUUUAUGUAAGUAUGUGUACAAAUGUGCUAAUGGUCACUUCAGUUUUAAAUUGUGUGUGUCCUUGGAUAUGCAACUCCUGGUUUAAAACUACUCUAAGCAUAGAAAGAGGAAAAAAUUCACCAGCAUGAAAUUGCACCUAAGUGUCCCUUCAUUGUAUCGUUCUCACUGUUCCCUUGAUCAGAUCUGAAUUCCAGAUGAGUUUACUUUAAAUCUUGCUUUUAGUAGUAGUAGCACACACUUUAACCUGCAACCAAGUUUCGUCCCAACGUAAGGACCUGUCUUUUGUUUACAACAGUUGCAGUAUUGCUAGUCAUAAACUGGCUGAUGAGAUCCUAGCUUUGACAUUAUCAGUGUGGUCAGGAAUACACAUUCAUUUUUUUGUGUAGUAAAUAUUUAGAGAAAAAAAUUAAAAAGAAACAACUCAAACCUUAACCUCACAAAAUUUGUAUUUGUGUCUUUAUGGAGAGGAUUUAUUGCUCCCUUGAGAGAGACAGACACAAGAAUGAUUAUAUAUGUUUCUCUACAACUGUUUUAAAGCUUUGCUUCACUGAAAUAUACAGAAUAACUUGCUAGUGUGCCUAUGUUAAAAAUUAUGUAAAUGUAAUUUAAAAGUAUAACAGAUUGAGUGUUGGCUACUCACAUUGCAGAAUAUUUUUCUAAUUGAUGAUUUCAGUUCUAAAGUCAUUGAAAUGUCGGUAUGUUGAGAAUGCAAGUACUUGACUCCUUUGAGGACUCUAGUUUAACUUUGGCAUUCUGAUUUUGUGUAGAAAAUGUUGUAAAUGUCCUCACCAAAAUAUGUGUGCAAACAACUGAUUUUUUUCUUACUGUAGGAUUCAAUGUAAUAAGGUAUGCUUGCAUGAUUCUAAUCUAAUCUGCUUACGUGACAGAUAAGUAUUUAAUAAUCAUGUGAAGUGUUCAUUGGAGGUGAUUCUUAUCUCUGUAGAAAGGGCUAUACGUAGGAUUUACUCAGUGGAAUUAUUUUGCAAAGACCUUGCAAAAAGAUUUUGCCAUGGUUUAAAAGAACAAGCGCUAUGAGGGAACUCGGAUCUUUGAAUGCUUAGCACAACUUGGUGGUCUUGUUACAUAUAAAUAUGCACAUUGUAAGACAUUAGGAAGUCAGCAGAAUUCUACUUUACCAAAAGAUGGAAAUUGUAAUAAUCAGAAUUUCCAUUUAACGUUAACCCAACAUUGGAAAAUUAUUGAGUAAGUUAUUGUUGCUAUUGAAAUGAGCGUUUGAAGGGUUUUGCUCUGUUACUGGGUCAUUGUAGAAGACCAUUUCAGUUAUCUAAACAAACAAAAAAAAAAGGGCAUUAAAUCUAAAUCUUUUCUAGAAAUCUUUUCGUAUCCCCAUGGAACUGGAGAAAUGCAGUCUAUUGACAGUAGCUGAGGGUCUUCUGUUGUUGGUUUUGGAUCAGUUUUGUUGAGGACGUAGGCAGUUGAGGUCCAAGUAAUUUUCUUGUCAGAAUGAAACUUCUCUUAAGAAAAUAAAUUGCAAAGCCAUCUUCUGACAUUUAUGUAUUUAAAUUUUUGUGUUUGAUGACUUUGUGCUUAAGAAGGGAUAGUCUUUAACUUAGAAGCAUACAGUCUUCGAAAGAUCUGUGUGUGUAUCUAGUAUUUCUUCUAUACUAGAUUUCAUACUGACAGUCACUUAUAUUGCAAAGUCUAUGUUUAAGAUUCUGCAUCGUUUGGAAGCAAGCAAAGAUUCUGCGUUUCAUUAGUAUAAAACCUGUUUGCUUUAGUCUCCGUGUGCAAGCCAGGCUUCUAAAAAUAUUUGCAGAAUGCCUUGGAGCCUAUAUUUGCUGUGAAAUUGCAUGCGAGACUGAAACUGUAAAGUCAAGAGGUGCUGAGUACUGUACAGAGAUGAAUGCAGGGAGCAUGCAUCUUUUCCUCAAAGAUAACUUGAAAUACGGUGUUUAAUAGAAACAUACUAGCUGAUUUUUCUGUUAGUCUUUCUAAAAUCACUAUCUGUCUCAUUUUAAAAACAAUUCACGUUUAAAGUAAUGAAAGUACUUCUAACUCUUAUUUUCCUAAAGUAUUUUUGUGAGAUUACUUACGUGCCAAAUCUUGGUCUACACAAAUCUGCAUAGCCCAUAGGUAAUGUAUGUGUGUGUCAGUAAGAUGCCUCCAAGCACAUGUGCAUUGAUGGUCUUUAUUGAAGCUUCCCGAAGUACACUGAUACAGUGAGCAUUAAUAUAUUGGAAUUUAAAAAAAAAUCUCUUUAACUUCCUGCCUGCAUCGCAUACGUUCCAAAUAGAGAAAGGCUGUGUUCUUUUUAUCUUCACCUGUAAUUGUGUAUUAUGGCCACUGGCUUGGUCUGUAUUUGCUGCUGUUGCCACACAACAUAAGCAGUUUUCUACAGACUGUGGCUGAAGGAGAUAAUUUUUUGUUGUCCAUAAUUGCUUUUCUAAAAA